GCAGCGAUGAGAGAGGAGGUGGUGAUUUACUCCUAGCACCCUCGCACCUCAUUGGCGUCUCGGCCGAACAAGUUGCGGCCUAAGGAUCGAACCUCGCUUCUGAAGAGUUGCAUCACGAUCGAAGUGAAUGCGAGUCAAUGUUUGCAUUGUCUUUCUGAACUCCUUCUUCUCUGCCUGCAACCUCUUUAAAUUACAUCUCCAGCUCCAUCGGCUCGGCGGCGCCAUACACCAUAAAAGAGACACUAUGCGCGCCGCCUUGUACCCUCGACACCGCUAAACGCUCCCUACCACUACCCUCAUUCGGUCAUUACAAGAGCUCUAUGGUCAGGCUCACUUCACAGUGAAAGAACGCCAAGCCCACACUCUCUACAUCCCUCAAUAAGUGCCGACCAUCCCCAUAGAAGCGAAACCUACAACAUCACACUCACACUUCGACGACAUGCAGCGACGCGAUCGUGGCCUGGCGCAGUCGCUAGGCCUACCACUCACAAAGCGCGUCAAAGAAAGCCGCGUGCUUCUGGUCGGUGCCGGCGGUAUUGGAUGUGAGGUGCUUAAGAACUUGGUAUGCUGUGGCUUUGGCAGCCUUGCGAGCAAGAAUGGCACCAGGAAUGGUACACUGGAGACACCGGAGACCGAAACGGCAGCGGUGGCAUAUCGCAAGCCGGGAAUAGUCGUGAUUGACCUGGAUACCAUCGACCUUAGCAACCUCAAUCGGCAGUUCCUCUUCCGGAAGCAGCACAUCAAGAAGCCCAAAGCCUCCGUCGCGAAAGAAACUGCGUCGCAAUUCAAUCCUUCCGUCAACAUCGAGGCGCAUCACGCGAGCAUAUUUGACAGCCAAUACGAUGUCGAGUUCUUUAAGAGCUUCGAUCUUGUCUUCAACGCGCUGGACAAUCUGGCUGCGAGACGGCACGUGAACCGAAUGUGUCUUGCGGCCGACGUACCUCUGAUCGAAAGCGGCACGACUGGGUUCAAUGGGCAGGUGCAAGCGAUUAAGAAGGGCGUCACAGAAUGCUAUGACUGCAAUCCGAAACCUGUGCAGAAGAGCUUCCCAAUUUGCACAAUCCGCUCGACACCCUCCCAGCCAAUUCAUUGCAUUGUCUGGGCGAAGUCGUACCUCUUCCCGGAGUUGUUUGGCACAAGCGAAGAGGACUCCGCUGUUGUUGCCGUCACGGAAGGCGACAACGCGGAGGAGGUGGCCAAGCUGAGGGAGGAAGCUGAGGCGUUGAAGAAGAUACGACGAAUUAUGGGCAAAAGCGAGUUCGCACAAGAGGUGUUCAACAAGGUCUUUCAUGAGGAUAUUGAGCGCUUACGGAGCAUGAGCGAGAUGUGGCAGUCAAGGCAAGCACCGGAGUCACUCCGCUUCGACGACCUAGUAGCGGGCAUUGACGCAGAGAUUGUCCAGCGCGGCCAGGCUCUCGCUGUGCGAGACCAAGCAGUCUGGAGCCUACACGACAACUUAUCAGUCUUCUGCUACGCACUCGACACGCUCAGCAGUCGGGUCCAAGCAGGAGAGUCAGUCAUAGAAUUCGACAAGGACGACAAGGACACGCUAGACUUCGUGGCAUCGGCGGCGAACUUGCGAUCGCAUGUUUUCGGCAUACCGUUGCAUAGCGAAUGGGAGAUCAAGCAGAUGGCAGGCAACAUAAUUCCGGCAAUUGCGACGUCAAACGCGCUUACGGCGAGUUUGUGCGUGCUCGAAGCGUUCAAGAUCUUGCGAAGCCUGCCACAGGAGCAGAACGGCUUGAGCAAGCCCACUGCAAAUAACCACCUACCAACGACAACGCACAGCACAAUUGGUGGCAAGAGUGAGAGCGUGUUGGGCGGCUCGAAGCUUGUCUUCCUAACAUCGCGUAAUACGGAACGUAUGAUAACGGUUCAGAACCUGUCACAGCCGAACCGUGAAUGUCCAGUGUGUUCACCUGUGUAUGCGAAGCUGCAACUUCCGGCAAACGGCAACACGACGCUGCAGGAGCUAGUCGACGUGCUGAAAGCGACAGUUGGCUAUGAAGACUUCUCCAUAACCACUGACAUGGGUGUGAUCUUCGACCCUGACCUGGACGACAACCUUGCGAAGCCGUUAGGGGAAUACAUUGGCGCAGCAAACAGCUUCAUCACGGUGACAGAUGAUAGUGACGCGCCAAAAGUCGACCUGGUGCUCAGUAUCGUGGAGUCACUAGACACCACCACCGCAGAGGAGCCCCCACGGCUAAUGCCGCCAAAACUGUCGCUUCCACCGAAACCGCCGAAGGCACCCGAGACCAACCGUGAUGCGAUGGACAGUAAUGGCGUUCGAUUGGCGGUCGCCGCUGGCGUCGGCCUCAAGCGCAAGCGCGAAGCUGAAGCAGAGGUGGAAGGCGCGGUCAAGCGUGCCAAGGCCGCCAAGGAGGCUGCGAUCGAAGUCAUAGACGACGGCGGCGCCAUUGUACUUGACGACUGAGAUGAGGUACAGUUCGUCAAGUAUGUGCUUCUGUACACCAUUGUGACAGCGAACGGAGUUUGGGCGCGGAUGGCGGGAAGAUACCACAUGUAUGGGCUCUGCCCUGUUGAUCCUUGGAGCGCCUUCAGACCGGCGAUGCCAAGUGAGAUCUAUACAAUCAAUAAUGAAUGACUGUGCAUAUUUACCUACUGCGCCAGGUGCUUGUUAUCUGACCGACGAUACGGUUGCGCCACUUCUGGCCUGCACUACCUCUUUCUCACCUCCCCUGACUCCUCGCAUGUAGCCUCCAACCCGUUUCAAAUAUCGAUCGCAUCUACUUC
This is a messenger RNA of Baudoinia panamericana UAMH 10762, 2757 nucleotides long. RefSeq lists its product as uncharacterized. Gene Ontology annotation, biological process: protein sumoylation. The coding region runs from base 440 to 2437 and encodes 665 amino acids. The transcript has a single exon. The record is from RefSeq and is a predicted model, not a curated record. NCBI's taxonomy places the organism in Eukaryota, Fungi, Ascomycota, Dothideomycetes, Mycosphaerellales, Teratosphaeriaceae. Gene Ontology annotation, cellular component: SUMO activating enzyme complex; cytoplasm. Gene Ontology annotation, molecular function: SUMO activating enzyme activity.